GUGGAAAUGGCCAGUCAAAGCUCCCUGAACAUCCCCACUUCUUCGUCAACGGUUCAAGUGUCGAUCAUCGACCUCACAUACGACCCUUUGGUGCCAACAGGGCUAUUCAUGGGACCUCCACUCAAGGGCUUGGGGAAGCGGACUGCUGUCACCUAUUCAUUCCUUGUCCAUCAUACGGACGCCUCGGGUAGAGGGAGCAAUGUCAUCUUUGAUCUGGGAAUGUCCAAAAACAUGUACGACUAUCCCCCAAAUACUAUGCAAGCCAUCCAUGCCUUAGGCGGCGAUAUGCACGUUGACAAGUGUGUUGAUCAAGUUCUCAAGGAGCAUGGCGUGGCGCUCGACACGAUUAACGCGGUUAUCUGGAGUCACGCACAUCCUGAUCAUGUCGGAAAAUUCUCCCGUUUCCAUGACCGUACCAAACUGGUUGUUGGGCCCGGAAUCAAGAAGGCCUUCUUCGCCGGUUGGCCCGUUUUGUUGGAAGCCCCUGUUAUGAGGGGCGAGUUCUUCGGUCGAAAAGUGGAGGAACUGGCACUGUCUCAAUUCAACCUGGAGAUCGGAGGCCUCAAAGCGCUCGACUACUUCGGCGACGGUAGUUUUUAUCUCCUCUCCGCGCCAGGCCAUGCCCUCGGUCAUCUGAACGCCCUCGCCCGCACCACCGAGGAUACCUUCAUCUAUUUCGCAGGUGACAGCGUCGACCAACUUUCGGUACUGCGGACCCUUUCACCCUCUGACCUUUCCCUAUAUGUGCACGUGCCGAGUCGCAGUUGCCCCGGUGCCGCGCUCCACGCAAGGUCAAAUUAUCCCAUACAUCACAGUGAGGCUCCGUCGCCAGAGAAAGAGGCUGCUGCUCGCGAGACACUCGCGGCCGUUCAGAGGUUCGAUGCGGAUGGCCGUGUGUUCGUGGUGGCGGCCCACGACACGAGUAUACAUGGAAUACUGGAUUUGUUCCCGAAAACAUCAAAUGACUGGCAUGCUAAAGACUUGAAGAAGAAGGGUCGUUAUUUGUUCCUG
This is a messenger RNA of Aspergillus uvarum CBS 121591, 1011 nucleotides long. Its product is annotated as MBL fold metallo-hydrolase. Lineage: Eukaryota; Fungi; Ascomycota; Eurotiomycetes; Eurotiales; Aspergillaceae. The record is from RefSeq and is a predicted model, not a curated record. The transcript is spliced from 2 exons. The annotation marks the transcript as partial.